Molecule: messenger RNA, 1452 nt
Organism: Cynocephalus volans (Philippine flying lemur)
Lineage: Eukaryota; Metazoa; Chordata; Mammalia; Dermoptera; Cynocephalidae
Gene: CACNB3
Product: calcium voltage-gated channel auxiliary subunit beta 3
Exons: 13
Coding region: 1-1452 (483 amino acids)
Biological process (GO): calcium ion transmembrane transport
Cellular component (GO): voltage-gated calcium channel complex
Molecular function (GO): voltage-gated calcium channel activity; protein binding
Source: RefSeq, a predicted model, not a curated record
AUGUAUGACGACUCCUACGUGCCCGGGUUUGAGGACUCGGAGGCGGGUUCAGCAGACUCCUACACCAGCCGCCCAUCUCUGGACUCAGACGUUUCCCUGGAGGAGGACCGGGAGAGUGCCCGGCGUGAAGUGGAGAGCCAGGCUCAGCAGCAGCUCGAAAGGGCCAAGCACAAACCUGUGGCAUUUGCUGUGAGGACCAAUGUCAGCUACUGUGGCGCACUGGACGAGGAGUGCCCAGUCCAGGGCUCUGGAGUCAACUUCGAGGCCAAAGAUUUUCUGCACAUUAAAGAGAAGUACAGCAAUGACUGGUGGAUCGGGCGCCUAGUGAAGGAGGGCGGGGACAUCGCCUUCAUCCCUAGCCCCCAGCGCCUGGAGAGCAUCCGGCUCAAACAGGAGCAGAAGGCCAGGAGAUCUGGGAACCCUUCCAGCCUGAGUGACAUAGGCAACCGGCGCUCCCCUCCUCCGUCUCUAGCCAAGCAGAAGCAAAAGCAGGCGGAACAUGUGCCCCCAUAUGAUGUGGUGCCCUCCAUGCGGCCUGUGGUGCUGGUGGGACCCUCUCUGAAAGGUUAUGAGGUCACAGACAUGAUGCAGAAGGCUCUAUUCGACUUCCUCAAACAUAGGUUUGAUGGCAGGAUCUCCAUCACGCGCGUCACAGCUGACCUCUCACUUGCAAAGCGAUCUGUGCUCAAUAAUCCCGGCAAGAGAACCAUCAUUGAGAGGUCCUCUGCCCGCUCCAGCAUUGCUGAAGUACAGAGUGAGAUCGAGCGCAUAUUCGAGCUGGCCAAAUCCCUGCAGCUAGUAGUGCUGGAUGCUGACACCAUCAACCACCCAGCGCAGCUGGCCAAGACCUCACUGGCCCCCAUCAUCGUCUUCGUCAAGGUGUCCUCACCGAAGGUCCUCCAGCGUCUCAUCCGCUCCCGGGGGAAGUCACAGAUGAAGCACCUGACUGUACAGAUGAUGGCGUAUGAUAAACUGGUUCAGUGCCCACCAGAGUCAUUUGAUGUGAUUCUGGAUGAGAACCAGCUGGAGGAUGCCUGUGAGCACCUGGCUGAGUACCUAGAAGUUUACUGGAGGGCCACCCACCACCCAGCCCCCGGCCCUGGACUGGGCCCUCCCAGCACCAUCACCGGACUUCAGAACCAACAGCUGCUGGGGGAGCGUGGCGAGGAGCACUCACCCCUGGAGCGGGACAGCUUGAUGCCCUCAGAUGAGGCCAGCGAGAGCUCCCGCCAAGCCUGGACAGGAUCUUCACAGCGUAGCUCCCGUCACCUGGAGGAGGACUAUGCAGAUGCCUACCAGGACCUGUACCAGCCUCACCGCCAACACACCUCGGGGCUGCCUAGUGCUAAUGGGCACGACCCCCAAGACCGGCUCCUAGCCCAGGACUCGGAGCACAACCACAAUGACCGGAACUGGCAGCGCAACCGGCCUUGGCCCAAAGAUAGCUACUGA